Messenger RNA from Carassius auratus (goldfish), 5072 nucleotides. Its product is annotated as centrosomal protein of 170 kDa protein B-like. The coding region runs from base 268 to 4752 and encodes 1494 amino acids. The record is from RefSeq and is a predicted model, not a curated record. Gene Ontology annotation, molecular function: protein binding. The transcript is spliced from 19 exons. Lineage: Eukaryota; Metazoa; Chordata; Actinopteri; Cypriniformes; Cyprinidae.
UGACGACACUCACGCACCGGACUGACGUACUCCGACGGCGCGUCGCGCUCAGGGCGAAUAAAAAACUCUCAAUCCACCGGGACCGUCAUCACCGAACCCAGGCUCCGUGAUUUCGCCUGCACUUACAGCGCCUGGAGACGUUUUCCAGCCGCGUCUGAACACUUCAAAGUGUCUCGGAGUUCGGGAAUGUCAGGAAUAAACUUCCUGCUGAGCUUCAUCCGCCCGGAGUUUCACUGAAGGUGCGCUGAACUAGAUGUCGAUCUGAAGAUGAGCGUGACGUCGUGGUUCCUGGUGAGCAGCUCUGGCUCGCGUCAUCGUUUGCCUCGUGAGAUGAUCUUUGUGGGCCGAGAGGACUGUGAGCUCAUGCUGCAGUCUCGCAGUGUGGACAAGCAACACGCCGUGAUCAACUACGACGCGUCUGCAGAUGAGCACCUGGUCAAAGACUUGGGCAGCCUCAACGGGACCUUCGUGAAUGACCUUCGCAUCCCUGAUCAGACCUACAUCACCCUGAAGUUAUCAGACGUCAUUCGCUUCGGAUACGACUCACACAUCUACAUCCUGGAGAGAAGCCAGCACAAAGUGCCCGAGGAAGCCCUCAAGCAUGAGAGAUACACCAGUCAACUUCAGCUGAGUCAAGAGACGCCGGGAACCAAGAAACACGUUCAGACGGACGAGAGACGACCAAACUCAGACAAAAGCGAGCAGAAAAUCAUCACAGAUCCGUCCGUGUCCAGACCCACUCCUCUGUACGGUCAGCCGUCCUGGUGGGGUGAGGAUGAUGAAGAUGAAGCUCAGCGCUGUGAUCCGAGCGUCCAUGAGCAUCUCACAGAAAACCACACGGAUUGUACCAAACGUGAGCUCAGCGUUUCUCCAGAUGAACUUCAGGACAAACACGGUUUCUCUUACAACAAGGAACCAAGUUACUUUGAGAUCCCCACAAAAGAGAUCCAUUCAAAGCCCAAAACUGCUUCCCAGGAAGUCCAAGAGAUUCCCACAAAAGACACAGAGCACAAACCCCCCGCCAAGCCCUCGGUGGUUCAGGGCCAUGCCUCCUUCACCAUCGAGUUUGAUGAACAAACUCCUGGAAAGAUGAAGAUCAAGGACCACUUCACCAAGCCCUCCAUCCGCCAGAGCAGGAAACCCAUCAAGGAGUCGAUAGCCAAGCUCCCGGAAGUGAUGUCAGUGGAAAACAAAGUGGCUGAUUGGUUGUUUCAGAGUGAUGCUACUAUGAUGAGGAGUCUAGAAGAGCAGUCUGGGUCAGACGAGCUCUUGAACAAGACAUUCAAAGAUGCACACCAUCUUGAAGUCCCUGAUUUUGAAGAAUCGGAAAAAGCGCAAAUGGUUCAGUCAAUGUCCAACUCUGUAUCACAAAAGAUCGAUCAGCAUCUGGAUGGAGAAGAUUACCCAAAUAACUACACACCAGAUUCAAAGAGCCAAGGCAAACCGGAUCCCCAGCAAGAUUUUGUGAUCGAGAUCUUUGGCGAUACUCAACGGAAAAAGCGCUCGCAGUCGUUCACCAAUAACAUGUGUUCUCCCGACUUCCAGUCUUCUCUAAAAAGCAAAUUAGACAAACUGAAAAAGGGAGAACGUUCCAGCAAUAAUCCACCCACACAGCAGUUCACGAUUCCCCUCAAAGGUUCAGAUGGUCCUCAGCGGGCCGGAUCUCUCAGACGAGAAAAGACCGAAAUCCGUAUGAGCACCUCUGACUUCAGCUCCCGCUCUGCAUCUAAAACUUUCGGCAGCGUCGGCCGGAGGUCCAAAUUAUCGCAGGACUUUGCUGCGGAGUUGCUUAGGGUGUCGAAACCCAGUCCUGCUCCCACAUGGGACAAGAACUCGACUUGGGUGAAGACCCCAUCUUCUAAUGUUGGACCCUCCGUGACAAAUCAGAGUUUUCCUGCUACGUCUCAUACAGUGAAUCAGUCAAUCAGAUCUCCCUCUGCACCAAUGGAAGACAACAAUACAGAGGCCAAACCUUUGGUUCCCAAGCAGCAGGAAGAGGAGGACAGUUUAAGUGAUGCAGGUACCUACACCAUUGAAGCUGAAAGUCCAGACAAAGAGGUUGUGGAGGCACGGCGCUCGAUCGAUCAGGUGUUUGGUGUUGGUGACAACAGCCAAACCUCAGCAGCAGCAACAGUUAAGCCUAUAGUUGCUGACACUGAGGGUCACGAUAGUCUUCUACUCAGUGAGAAUAGCUUAGGCCCAAAAUUGGGUCUAUACUCAACAGAUCUUAGUGACACAGCCAAGGGUCCUGUACAGAUACAGUCGAUGACAACAUUAACGCCCAAAGGCACUAGGUGGAUUUCUCAUUGGGCCAGUUUGGCUGACACCUAUUCAGACUCUGGUCCUGCUUCAGGACUGUUUGAUAUGCCAACACAGGUUGAUCUUUCCACCGGAGCUGGUGAAAAGAACAUCCACCAGGUCAUGCUUAACCGAAGGUCUGACUACUCUGAAUCAGGCCAGAGCAGCAGAUCAAGACGAGUUCUGCCUCAGGUUCCUUCAAAGGAAAAGAUCCAGACACCUCCACCCACGAUACACAUCCAGCCGGACACUUACCUGUCUGGUGUGGAGAAGAGUUUGCAAGAUCUGAAGCAAAAGUGGGAUCCAAGGAAACUGAGCGUACAAGAUGAUCUAGAUCCGGACAGCUUGAGCGACGCCAGCAAAUCUGAUGAUGGCUCUGUGGUUGAGCAAUGCAGGACGACUCCUGAUUCGACCCAGAAGACAUGGAACCGGUCUAUGAAGACCAGUCCAGAAGAGGCAAAAGACCAGGAUUCACCUAUCAAGUUCUCCACAGCAACGUUAACACGACAGCAGGGCAACCUUAGCAAAAGCUACUGUUCACCACCCAACAUUGAUCAAUCAGUUGACUCUCUUGGUGGAGACAAUUCAGUUUCCAUUGUUAGACAGGAAAGUUAUACCACAGAAAGGGCUAGCGACAACAUCCACAUGUCCAGAUUGCCCCAGAUAUCUAGUCAACCUUCUAGCAAAGAUGCUUUUAAAGGUGUAAGCAAUCAAGAGACUCAUUCCUACCUCAAAAACAAUGAGCAUGUUCUAGCAUCUCUGGAAGCCAAGCUUCUGGAGCAACACCAGCAUCAAGACAAAAACGGUCUGGAGGAAUCCCUCUCGGGAGAAUCGGACACAUCUAGUACAAUCAGUGGGAAAAACGCUUUCGUUUCUGUGCCUAGGAAGCCAGUGGUCCUCAAAGGACUCUUAAUAGGUUUCAGAAAACAUAAGACCUCUGAUGAUCCAUCGUCUGAGAAGAGCCAAUCCGGGAUAAAGGACAGCGAUGGCAAGGCAGAUCCAGGCAAGAAUCGUUUUCUGCUCCGUCGUAACCCUAGUUCUCAAGACUUUGGGGCUGAUGUUCAAAGUCCCACCACACAACACUUGCCAGACGCCGUCUCCGACCAAGAAUCAAGUUCACUACCUUCCAAAAAGUACACUAUUCCUCUUCAAAAGGAAGGUACGAGCAAAUCGAAAGUACACACUGCUUUAGCUCGCUCCAGUAGCCUCUCCGCUCCAAAACCGACAAGGGCUUCGAUGCUUCGUCGAGCCCGUUUGGGUGAAGCCUCCGACAACGAAGGCACCGAAACCGAUCGGACGUCUCAAAACUCUGACGUCAACCCCUCGGCAAACAGUCGAGGCGCUCAGGAGAGCAAGAAGCUUUCUCGAUUGGACAUGUUGGCUCUACCCAGGAAAAGGACGAGCUCCUUUAACACACCAAGUGAUGCAGAGUCUUCCAAGAGCCGGACGGGAUUUUCAAACCGCAGCACAGAGUCAAGCAACACUGUUCGGAAAGCUUCAUUGCUGGAUCCCAAGGCUCUUCUGCGAAAGGUUUCCAAUGCCGUGAACAGACAGCCGAUCAUCCGCGGACGCUCAAGCAGUGCCAAAUACGCCAGUAGCAGUGACAGCUCCAGGAGGCAUCAGAAGGGUUCAGACUACGCCUCCACCUCGGAGGACGACUAUGAGUCUAACCAUAGCACCCCUAAACAUAAACGCUCCCAUCAUUCAGGAUCCCAGCAGAACCCCAGAAUCCAGCCGGCAGGUCCGAUGCGAGCCAUGCCCUGCUCGAAAGACUCCGAGGGGGAAGGACACGAGAGCGACGCCUUCCAGAACUGGACGUCUCAUAGCGCUGAGAUCGCCAGAUUGAGUCAAGACUUAGCCAAAGAUUUGGCUAUUCUGGCCCAAGAGAUUCAUGAUGUUGCUGGAGACACAGAAGCUCAGAGUGCUUCAACAGACAAGACGGGACCAGCCACAUCUACCCGUGAAGAGUUGCGGCACCAGAUUCCAGAAGCCGGUCUGAAUUUCCAGAAGGAAUCUCCUGCUGCGACGGCUGACGAGUCUGAGCACAUCGUUAGUAAUGGACAGCGCAUGAGAGCUAACGAGCUUACACUGAACAAUACGAUGCUGAAUCCAGUGUCCCAACUGUCUCUCUCCAUCAGGGAAAACACAGAGCAACUGACCGAGAAAAUCAAGAUUUUAUUUCAUAAUAAAAUGGAUGUUUUGGAAGAAAUUGAAGCGAACAUCAAUAAAGCUGAUGAUUCUCCACCACUGAAAACAUCAAACAAGGAAAUUGCAUCAAUUCUCCGAGAGCUGCAGAGAGUCCAGAAACAGCUGGAAGUCAUCAACACAGUCAUCGAUCCUCGAGGAAACCCUGAUCUCAGUCGCACGCUUGCUUCAGCUGGGGUCCGUGGUUCCAGAGCCGCGUCCCAUCGCCGCAUGUUUGGGAGCACAGACCCGGAGACUCCCCCGAUGUGACGACACGCUCCCAAAAACCAUCACUAGUCACUUUGAGAUGAUCUCAGUCGAAUCAAACCUCUUUCACAUGUUUGACACACAUUUGCACUUUUCUAUUCCUCACAACAAGCCUGGAUGGAGAUCUCAUCUGCUUGUGGCUUUGAGAAACCGAAGGAUCUGGCAUUAAAUGUAAAAACACUGGUGUUGAUUUUCUUUAUCUUUGUUAUAUCGAUGGUUGUUUAUGGAUAUGUACGGUUAAGUAAUUUAUAUGAUUAUUUAAAUCACUUUGUCUCUGUUGGAAGGUGUUUGUAUGUUAAAGAUUAAUAAAGAAUUAAAAUGCA